Molecule: messenger RNA, 2099 nt
Organism: Erythranthe guttata (spotted monkey flower)
Lineage: Eukaryota; Viridiplantae; Streptophyta; Magnoliopsida; Lamiales; Phrymaceae
Product: strychnine-10-hydroxylase
Molecular function (GO): oxidoreductase activity, acting on paired donors, with incorporation or reduction of molecular oxygen; heme binding; monooxygenase activity
Source: RefSeq, a predicted model, not a curated record
AUAUUCCCUUGCUAGUUUGUUGAAUGGUUUCGAUAUUGAAACGGUGCCGUUUGGUGAGGCCGUUGAUAUGACCGGGAGUUUGAGUGCGACUAAUAUGAAAGCCACUCCACUUGAAGUUGUUCUUACCCCCACGAUUGUCUCCUCACCUUUCUUAUUUGAUUUUUCUUCAUUUCCAUGUCUUGUUGUUACAUCAAUACGUGGGGUCCCGUUGAAAAAAUCGCCAUUGCUUUUUUGUCCGCAUUUGCAUUAUUAGUUGUUCAGACACCUUGGUCCAUUUUCAGUUACUUUCUACUUCAACCUUAUAUAUCAUUGAUCUUGGCCAAUUGUUUCACUCACUCGUUUCGUUUUCCGGACAAUAAUCAAACUUUUCGAGGCAAUCACUAGUUCAUUCUAUAAUAAGCACUAGUUUAUAUAUCAAGCCAUGGAAAUGGGACCGACUAUUUCGCUUCCUGCGUUGGUUACUAUAUCGAUAAUUUUAACCGUUAGUUUAUGUUUCCUUGUAAUAACCAUACGAGGAAGAAGAAUCAAGAAAAAACUACCCCCAGAAGCUGAAGGUGGUUGGCCUAUAAUCGGACACCUGUCCUUGCUUUCAGGGCCCGAGCUCCCUCACAUCGUACUAUCAAAUCUCGCAGACAAAUACGGCCCGAUUUUCACUAUCCGGUUAGGCGUACACGGAGCCCUGAUAGUGAGCAGCUGGGAAAUAGCAAAAGAAUGCUUCACCACAAACGACCUAAUCUUCUGCAACCGCCCGCAAACCGCUGCAAUUCAGCACAUGUGCUACAAUUUCGCCAUGUUUGGAUUCAGCGACUACGGGCCCUACUGGCGGGAGCUUCGCAAGAUUUCCAUGCAUACUCUUCUUUCGAACAGAAAAGUCGCAAAGCUCGGAAAUUUGUACGAAACGGAGGUUACUGCCAUGAUGAGGUCGUUGUACCUUUAUGGAGAAAAGGUGCCGUUGGAUAUGAAGAAAUUCUUUGGGGAAAUGACGCUCGGUUUGAUUGUGAGGAUAGUAGCGGGCGAUGUGGAGAAGAAUAAGAUGGAUGGAUUGGGGGUGGGGAGUAGUGACAGGUGGCGGGGGGCGAUCAACGAGUUUUUUCGGAUGAUGGGGGUUGUUACGGUACCUGACGUGCUUCCGUUUCUCAAGCGGUUUGAUGGUUUCUUUGGUGGGACGGAUUAUUACAGGGCGUUUAAGAAAACUGCGAACGAGAUGGAUUGUAUGUUACAAGUGUGGCUAGACCGAUGUAAGAAAAACAAGGGCAAUAGUUGUGAUGAUGAUUUUGAAGAGAAUAAAGGGUUUAUGUCUGAGAUGAUGGUUGCUUCUGAUCGGCUUGCGCUCGAAUUUCCUGCCUAUGAUGCUGAUACGAUAAAUAAAGCGAUUUGCCAGACAAUGGUUUUAGGAUCAACCGAUACGACGACCGCCACCCUCACAUGGGCUCUAUCGUUGCUCCUCAACAAUCGCCACGUCAUCACAAGGGCCCGCCAAGAACUAGACCUCCACGUCGGACGAGAAAGGCAAGUGAGGGUAUCCGACACCGAAAACCUAGUAUACAUCAAAUCCAUAAUCAAAGAAACACUCCGACUCUGCCCACCCACGGCACUCCCGGCCCCACGCGAGUCGGUCGAGGACUGCACGGUGGCCGGGUACCACGUGAUAGCUGGCACACGACUCAUCGUGAAUAUAUGGAAGCUCCACCGGGACCCGCGUGUUUGGCCCGAACCGCUUGAGUUCAAGCCCGAGAGGUUUCUUACGAGCCAUAAAGAGGUCGAUGUUCGAGGCAACCACUUUGAGCUGCUCCCGUUUGGCGGAGGGAGAAGGGUAUGCCCUGGAAUUGCGUUAGCUCUACAAAUGUCGGAAUACGCACUUGCUAGUUUAUUGCAUGGUUUCGAUAUUGAAACGGUGCCGUUUGGUGAGGCUGUUGAUAUGACUGGGAGUUUUGGUGCUACUAAUGUGAAAGUCACUCCACUUCAAGUUGCUCUUACACCAAGAUUGUCUCCUCACCUUUAUGCUUGAUCUAUUUUUAUUAGGAGCAAUGGUUUUCAAUUUGCUUAAGUAUCAUUUUGUUUGUUGUGUAAUAUUGUGUUGAUUGACUUUUCUUUUCUUU